Molecule: messenger RNA, 1983 nt
Organism: Anastrepha obliqua
Lineage: Eukaryota; Metazoa; Arthropoda; Insecta; Diptera; Tephritidae
Gene: Sdc
Product: syndecan
Exons: 3
Coding region: 194-427 (77 amino acids)
Biological process (GO): cell migration
Cellular component (GO): cell surface; membrane
Source: RefSeq, a predicted model, not a curated record
CGGGUUUGGACCUGAUGACGAGGACUCAUCCACCGAUCUACAUCAAUCGCAUCGUGGAAUUAAUUCACAAACACAAUCGGGUGGCAACACUAAUCAAGGUAACACCAUACACGAAUUGGAUACAAAUAACAUUAAUAGCCAGCCGACAGAUACUAAAGUGAUCGAACAUACCACAGGCAACGAAGUACUCAUCAUGAAUACCAGCGACGACGAUCGAACGGCGAGUUUCUUCGCACAGCCGGGCAUCUUGGCAGCUGUCAUCGGUGGCGCUGUUGUCGGCCUGCUUUGCGCCAUUCUCGUCGUCAUGUUCAUCGUUUAUCGCAUGCGAAAAAAGGACGAAGGCUCCUACGCACUCGAUGAACCAAAACGCUCGCCGGCGGUCAAUUCCUAUGCGAAAAACGCGAAUAAUCGAGAAUUUUAUGCCUGAGAUAAUUCCCAACGUUACUAGAGAGUAGAAAAGGUGAUGGUCGAGUAGAAGGGCGUUGAGCUGGAGUCAGGACGAGGCAGAUGGAAAGCGCCGAAUGAGAAAAGCAGCAAUGGGAGAAGAAAGAGGAUAUAAAUAAAAAAUAAGCGAAUAAGUAAAUAGUGAAUAGUGAAACAAACAAACAAAUAAAAAAGCAAAGAAAGCAGCAGCAAAAUAAAUUAUAAAAAUGUAUGAAACUGAGGGAUAACGAAAAUGUAACCCUUUUGUUUUUGUAUAUUUUUGAAGAUUUUUAAUUGUAUGAAUUGCAGCAGAAUUUUGAGAUGAAUUGAGUUACACGUGGACACUAACACAACGUUGCUGUAUUAAAAGUGUAGGUAUAAAUAUGGGAGACGCCAAAUGCAGCAAAAUAUAUGCAAAGGAUAAUAAUUGUUUUUUGAAAGGCAAAACAAAAACAACAACAAAAACAUUAAUGAACAUGAAUGCAUAACACAAUUAAGUGUAAGGUUUUUUGUGAACUUAUAAAUUAAGUUGAAAGUUGGAGUUGAAGUUGAAGUUGAAGUUUUGUGGAGGGAAGUGAAUGUGAAAAAAGAAACAGUAGCAAAAAUGGAGUAAACAAGAAAAUGUUUUUUUUUUUUCAUUCGUAACCAUUAAGUUAUUUACAUUUAAGUAACGUAAACAAUAACCAAUUAGUUGCACAAGACAACAGCUACCACAAGAACAACAACAAAACAAAUUUCAAAGCAAAUGAGAGUACUGAAAAUAGAUUGUAUGUAAAAAACUGAUGCUGGAAGGCGCGUGCAAAAAUAUCAAAUUUAUUUUAAUUGCAAUUUUUUAUUUGAAAAACAUUAAGAAAUUACGAAAGUAUACAAAUGGAAAGCAAAAUGAUUAUAGACUUAGCGAACAUAAUACAAAAAAAAAAAAAAACAGAAACAGAAACAAAUACAAGAGUUAAACACAUGAACACAUGAAAUAUAUUGAGAAAAAAUGUGUGAAAAAAUAUAAAUUUAAAAAAUAUGCGUAAAUGGUAAAUGAAAACAAACAAAUACUUUAAAGCGGGACACUUUUCAUAAAUGUAGCAAAAUUUAAAUACAAUGAGGGAAACAAGAAAAACAAAACACAUAAACACAUACAAACAAGAAUGAAAGCAACAACAGCUGACACGACCAAACACACGCCGUGCUAAUCACACACGCAUACACACACACACCUAUUUAAUUAUUUAAGUAAAUAUAUAUGUAUAUGUGAAUGUGUGUGUAAAACUAAACACUCGAAAUAAUAGGAAACAACAAAAACAAAAAUGUAUGUAAAAUUUUAGUACCGACAAUUUUGAAAAAAAAAAAAAAUAUUAAUAAAAAUGUAAUAUUAACACAAAAAAUUUAAUAUUGAAAAUAAAUAUUACGAAAUACAACAAAUUAAAAUAACUGAAUUGCUAGUAACAAGUAUUACGGUAAUGAGAAAGCAAAUAAAUUAGUUGAAAAGGCGAAAGAAGAGUAAUCGUAAAAUCAAUAAAAUAAAAUUUUGUUAAUCGAAUAAAAUUUUAAGAAAAAAAUAUUGAAGAA